Molecule: messenger RNA, 770 nt
Organism: Nyctereutes procyonoides (raccoon dog)
Lineage: Eukaryota; Metazoa; Chordata; Mammalia; Carnivora; Canidae
Gene: MCEE
Product: methylmalonyl-CoA epimerase
Exons: 3
Coding region: 92-637 (181 amino acids)
Biological process (GO): L-methylmalonyl-CoA metabolic process
Cellular component (GO): mitochondrion
Molecular function (GO): methylmalonyl-CoA epimerase activity
Source: RefSeq, a predicted model, not a curated record
CCCGGCCGGCUAACCCCGCCGCUCGGCGGAGCUCCUCCCCCGCCCCCCCCACGUGGAGCCUCUCGCGGGGUUGCGCGGUUCACUUCCCAAGAUGGCGCGCGUGUUGAAAGUGGCGGCCGCGGCGGCGGCGGCGGCGGGCGCGGUGGGGCUUUUUUCUAGGUUUCAGACACCGGUUUCAAAAGUGAGAACUUUUUCCACAUCACAGUCCUCACUUCAAGUGGCAGGCCCUGUAUGGAACCUGGGUCGACUCAAUCACAUAGCGGUUGCAGUGCCAGACUUGGAAAAAGCCAAGGCAUUUUAUAAGAAUAUUCUGGGGGCCCAGAUAAGUGAGGUGGUCCCUCUUCCUGAGCACGGAGUAUCUGUUGUUUUUGUCAACCUGGGAAACACCAAGAUGGAGCUGCUUCAUCCAUUGGGAAAUGACAGUCCAAUUGCAGGUUUUCUGCAGAAAAACAAGGCUGGAGGAAUGCAUCAUAUCUGCAUUGAGGUGGAUGAUAUAAAUGCAGCUGUGAUGGAUUUGAAAGAGAAGAACAUCCGUAGUCUCAGUGAAGAGACCAAAAUAGGAGCACAUGGAAAACCAGUGAUUUUUCUCCAUCCUAAAGACUGUGGUGGUAUUCUUGUGGAAUUGGAGCAAGCUUGAUUUAUAUUUGCAAGAAACUUAAAAAAUUCCCACCUAAAUAUUCUGAAAUUCCCCAUCAAAUUAUACUCCAGCAUUGAAUCCUUCACACCUUCCGUCACUUAAAAAUUCACUAUUAAAGGGCACUUUGACUGGA